AUGGCGACAGCCGCAGCCCCAGUACCAACCAAAGACGGCUUUUGUUUCAAAUAUAUCAUCCAGGGUUAUGAUACAUGUGCACUGAUUGCCCAAAAGCACGGUAUCACCGCGGCUGACAUUGAAAGCUUCAAUAAAGACACCUGGGCAUGGCUGGGAUGCAGACAGCUAUACCAGGGUGACUUUAUCUGUCUCAGUGCCGGAAAGCCUCCUAUGCCAAUGGCCCUUCCUCAAGCCACCUGCGGCCCACAAGUACCCGGAACAGUACGACCAUCCAAAUGGAGCGACCUCGCCGGUUUGAACCCGUGUCCAUCAUCUAAAUGUGUAAGUAAACCUCAUACCCCGUUCUAUAGGACAAAUCCUAAUAGCCAACAGUGCGCAUUCUGGGGCCAAUGUGGUGUCUCUGAACUAUAUUGCCAAAAAUCAGGUUACCGUGCACCUCCAGCUGGUCCUACGGCCACCGUGAAAGGAGCAACAGAAGCUCCGAAAUCCCCAUCUACCAAAACAAACGCAGCCGGGAAACCCGCCGGCACGGGCGCCAACUCCAAAUCUAGCGCCCAGUCGAAGACUACCAAGGCUAACACGCUCAAGGUUACGACGACUUCCAGACCAACUACCACAAAAGCGACGACUUCUAAAAAAUCGACUACAAAAACGACGAAGUGGACGCCUGAGCCAACUGUAUCCCAAUACCCCUGGAACCCACCCUGGCAGAUCACGAUGUACAGCGAUCUGAACUGCAAGGGCGACUAUUACCAUCUUGAGGGAUAUAACCACAAAUUCCUCGAUGAAAAGGGCUGCUUGGCUCUCCACGGGGGAUCAAUAGCAAGUUCACUGAGACGGGCGUUACCUGUAAAUGGUUCACGGAAAAUGGUCUAA
Messenger RNA from Penicillium coprophilum, 876 nucleotides. RefSeq names its product LysM peptidoglycan-binding domain-containing protein. The coding region runs from base 1 to 876 and encodes 291 amino acids. The transcript has a single exon. The record is from RefSeq and is a predicted model, not a curated record. Lineage: Eukaryota; Fungi; Ascomycota; Eurotiomycetes; Eurotiales; Aspergillaceae.